AUGUCGCGCCGGGGCUUCACGCCAGUUGCGCUGUCGCCAGCGGCGGGUCUCGUUGCGCUGCUGCUCGUCGCAGCGGCAGCUGGCGGAGUGCGCGGAUCAAGCGGGAAUGCGGCGCUACCCCGCAAGCUGGCCGCGGGCGGAAGCGGAAACAGUAAUGCCGCGGCGGACCCCGCCGCGGCGGAGCUAGUGAAGAAUUCCGCCCAUGCUUCCGGCGCGGAAGGGGACGGGCUUGUAGUGAAGGAUUCCGCGCCUUCCGCCAGCGGUGAGGCGGAGGCGGAGGCGCAGAUUCCGCCGCUGCAGCUGAUAAUUGCGGAAGAAGGGCGCGCGGAGGGCGCAGUGUGCUUGGACGGAUCGGCCCCUGGGUUCUACUAUCGGAAGGGCUACGGCUUGGGACGCAACAACUGGGUGCUGUUCUUCGAGGGCGGCGCGUGGUGCGCGACUCCCCACGGCUGCGCGUACAGGGCGCACACGCGCCUGGGGUCGACGGACCACGCGCUUUCAGUGGCGGAAAUGGUGAAUGUGCAGAGCGGCAGCAUGAACGGCAUGCUCAGUGCCAAUAAGACCGUCAACCCUGGCUUCUACAACUGGAACGCCGUCUAUUUCAUCUACUGCGAUGGCGGCUCCUUCUCAGGCCACCAAGACGAGCCCGUUCUCUUCAAUGUCAGUCAGCUGCCCCUCUGCCUCUCCGCCUCUCCGCCUCUCCCUAUCCCCCUCUUUACAUCUCCGCCUCUCUCUCUCUCCCCCUCUCCGCCUUUCCGCCUGCUAAACCCUCUCCCUAAUUCUUUUUCGCAUUCCCUCUCUCUCCGCCUCGCCACCUCUCCGCUUCUGGCCGUGCUGUUUCUUCCUUCUCAUUCCCCCCUCCCCGAGUCCACCUCCCUCCCAACCCAAGGCAUUCCCCACCCCAGGCAUUCCGCUGUACGUGCGGGGAAGGCGAGUGGCGGACCUGCUGCUGAAGCACCUCGUGGAGAAGAAGGGGCUUGGCCACGCGGAGAAGGUGAGCGUGCUGCUCUCCUGCCAGCUCACCUGCCUGCUCACCUGCCUGCUCACCUGCCUGCUCACCUGCCUGCUCUCCUGCCUGCUCUCUUGCCUGCUCUCCUGCCUGCUCACCUGCCUGUAGCGCAGCGAUCAGCUGAGGCCGACUCUGUCCUUCCUUCAUGGCAGGAAUUGUGUUGUGUGGUGGUGUCGGGGUCCUCAGCGGGAGGGGUGGCGGCGCUGCUGCACUGCGAUCGAGUGAGGGACACUCUCACAGCCGCCUCUCCCUCCAUGCACGUCCGCUGCCUUGCUGAUGCCUCCAUGUUCCUCGACGUACCAGAUGUCAACAACACCAGAAGGGUUGCCAAUUUCUUUGCUGAAGUGCACGACAUGCAUAAUCUGACUGGCAACCUUCCGCCAGCAUGUCUCAAGGAGCGAGAGCCAGAGAAACACCAUGAGGUGCGCGGCGCGUGCCAAGCCAAUGCUGCCUUGCACGCACUGAGUCUGCCAUCCCACCUCGCAUGCUCUCUUCUCUUCCACGCCAUGCCAUCCCACCUCGCGUGCUCUCUUCUCUUCCACGCCAUGCCAUCCCACCUCGCGUGCUCUCUUCUCUUCCACGCCAUGCCAUCCCGCCAUUGCCUUGCCCUUAUCACCGCUCUUCACUCCUCUUCAAUCCUCUUCACCAUUGCCAGAUUCCGGCCCACUCUUCCCUCCUCACCAAUACAGUGUUUCAUGGCCAAUCAACUGCUGAAAUACGUCUCCACGCCUCUCUUCCUCAUUAACAGCAAUUAUGACAAGAUAGCGAUGAGGGCCAUUGCAGCACCGCAGGUGUUGGAUUCGGGAACAAGGGCCCCUCCAGACUGCUUCAACCACCUCAGCAAGUGCACCGCUGCUGAGAAUCGAGUUAUCGAGGACUACCGCAAGGCAGUGGCAUCAGCAGCGGCUCCUCUCCUCCACACCGACCCACCAUCAUCCACCACUUCAUCACCAUCUCAACCGCACUCCACACCUGCCAACGCCGUCUUCCUCUUCUCCUGCUUCCAGCAUGGCUCCAUUCACUUUGACAUGCCGUGGACUGUGCGCACGGCGAAAGGGGUGGUGAGUUACCAGCUAGGUUGCAUGUAA
Closterium sp. NIES-65 is the source of this 2097-nucleotide messenger RNA. NCBI's taxonomy places the organism in Eukaryota, Viridiplantae, Streptophyta, Zygnematophyceae, Desmidiales, Closteriaceae. The record is from the annotation of a GenBank genome assembly.